Messenger RNA from Marmota flaviventris (yellow-bellied marmot), 411 nucleotides. NCBI's taxonomy places the organism in Eukaryota, Metazoa, Chordata, Mammalia, Rodentia, Sciuridae. The record is from RefSeq and is a predicted model, not a curated record.
AUGACAUUGAUGGGACUCCUGUUCAGCAUGAGCGAUGACUAUAUCCCGACACUGAAUCUUCACAUAGAUGUUGUGGAGUCAAAGGCAAAUCUGUUCUAUUUUUUUCUGGGCAAGAAGGUGAUUGAUUCCUUUAGUAAUGGCCUGAAACACCUCGACAACCUCAAGGGCACCUUUGCAAGUCUCAGUGAGCUGCACUGUGACAAGCUGCAUGUGGAUCCUGAGAACUUCAAGCUCUUUGGCAAUGUGAUUGUGGUUGUGCUGGCCCAUCACCUGGGCAAGGAUUUCACCCCAGCGGCACAGUCUGCUUUUCAGAAGGUGGUGGCUGGUGUGGCCAAUGCCCUGGCUCACAAAUACCACUAAGCUACCUUUCCUGCUGUCUAUCUCAUACAAAAGGCCUUUUGCCCCAGAGAA